GCCUUCUCGUCAAGUCUACUUUUUCUAGUGUUAAAUAAUUUAACCAAAAGAUUGGGUCAAUAUUGUUAUUUGUGCAAGAAUAUUAAUAUAAAUGUCUAUAUUUAAAAGGUAUAUCACUAAAACUGUAGUGGCUAUUGUAAAGAAGUAUACAAAAUUAGUGACAUAUUUGGAAAACAAAUGGGAAGGUAAACAUGCUUCAUCAUUUCAUAAUUAUAAAUUAUUUAAAAAUGGUGUCCACUCGACGUUGAUAGAUUUGGGUGACCUCAGUCAGUUAUGGAUAGAUAUUACUUGUCGUUCUCAGUCAAUUAUAGAAAUCCUACCGACUCUUAGUAGACAUCAGGUGUAUGUCCUACGUCAGGUGCCUAAAGAUUUGGUGAAGAUUUUGCCUGUUAUGCUUCUUGCUCCAUUACCAGGAACAAUACUAAUUUUACCAAUCUUUUUUGCUUUUCCUCGUAUUUUUCUGUCACGAGCAUUUUGGACACCAGAACAAUGUAAAUCUAUCGAUACAAAAUGUUUGAAAGAUCGAUUUGACUAUAAUACUCAAUCUUUAUUAAAGUCUAAGCUCUUGACAAUAAUUUAUUCGUCUCCAUGUUCUAUGAAUUAUACUCAACCUAUUUUAAAGUCUUUAAGAAAGUUAGCUAGUGCGUUAAGUCAGGUUUCAAUAUUAGAACCAAUUUCAAUCGAACAAAUUCGUGAUUUAGUACCUGCUUUCAAAGGUCCAUUAUCUUUAGAACAAUUGGAUACGAGUCAUUUAGCGGCUUUAUGUCGAUUACACGGUCUCUCUAUAUAUUCAUAUAUUUGGAUGAUGAAUACAUUAUUAUGGAGUGAUUUAUUCAAGAGAAAAUCCAUUCUAAAAACAUCUCGUAUACUUGUAUUAAAGAAACAUGCAUAUUUCUUAUAUGUUGAAGAUCAAUGUAUGCAAAAAGAUAAGUUAUUCAAUGAUAAUUAUUUAUCGAUUUUACAAAAUUCUGAAUUGAAACAACUUUGUUUACUACGAGGAAUUAAUCCGCACUUAUUAAAUCAUAAAGAUUUGGAGGAAAAAUUACAGUAUUGGAUUUCAGCAUCAACCGUUGCUUCAGUUUUUUGGGUGGUGUUUUUACUUGGCAAAUUUAUCUGGGAAAGGUGCUCAAUACUAGUAUACCUGCACCCUAAAUGUCUAUUGCCUCACUCUAUUAUAAAUGAUGAAGGAACUGGUGAGAAAAGUAAUAUGAAUAUAAAUUCUCAGCUUGAUUUCGCAUAUCUUACGUAAACUAACAUCGUUUGGUUGACAGAGAUAAUAUAAAACCAAAUACAAAUGAAGUUGAAAGAAUUGAUUUCCGACACUCUUUUAUGCAAACAGACAAUGAGUGAUGCAAAGUCAAAGAGAUGAUGGUAAAUAUAUCUACUCAAAAACAUAACUCAACAUUUAUAUGUAUAAUAGAUACGUGUAUACAUGUGAACACAUAUAUACAUUUAUCCAAAAGUUAGGAUCAUCCUUUUAGGCUUAGAACAAUACAACUUUACAUGAAAAUGUUUUUUUUUAAAAACUCAUUUUGGCAAUAUGUAACUUUAAUUACACUAAUAAUCAUGCAUGUUGAAUAAUUUUCACUAUUUUAUUUUUAACUAAAUUAUGCAUUUAUUUAUUCUUUGACUUUUUCUUUCUUCUUUUGUAUAGAAACGGAUUUCAGUUUUCGUUUACAUCUUCCCUUAUUAUUGUGUUCCAAUAAUAUUGAUAUUAAUAAUGAUAAUAGUAUUGAUAAAUAUUAAUUCACAGUUAGUAUACUAAACAGAUCAAUUGUAGAUCUUUUUAUAUUUUUAUAUGACUUAUUAUUAUUAAUAAAAUCAUAUUAUACCUAUUG
Molecule: messenger RNA, 1838 nt
Organism: Schistosoma intercalatum
Lineage: Eukaryota; Metazoa; Platyhelminthes; Trematoda; Strigeidida; Schistosomatidae
Source: the annotation of a GenBank genome assembly